AAAAAAAAAGUAUUCCAACGAAACGAACUCUACGUGGGAGAAACACGCUCGUCAGAGGGGGUGGUUUUUCAUUCAAUAAAAAUGGUUAAAAGGCAGCAACUGCACGGUCAGACACUGGGAGCGAGUAAGUUACCACGAGAGGCAGAACCGCACAGGCCUGAAGUGAUAUCCGCACCGGUCCACCAGUGUGUUCUCCUCUGUUCCGUUGAAGCAAACCCAGAUACCACCAUGGACUGCAGGGUCAUAGCUUCCGUUCUCAUCUGCCUGGCGUUUGUGUCCAUCACCACUUCAGGCUUAGAGCUGCGUUGCAGCUGCAUUAAAAGACGCAGUGAGUUAAUUCCUCGCAAGCACAUCCAUCAGCUGGAGAUCAUCCCCGCAGGUGCACACUGCGAAAGGCCGGAAGUCAUUAUUAAAAUUAAGGGAGGAAAACUCAAUAACGAGAUAUGCGUGGAUCCUGAAGCCAGAUGGGUGAAGAAUUUGAUUAAUUCCUCAACGAGAAAGAUGGGACAGAAAAAAUAACAUUCAUCUUAGGACUGUUCGGCUUUCAACAUGGAAGUUCAUUAUUACAUGCUUGUGGUGUGGGGAUGGCGGGUUUAAGCAGCCACACCUGCCCUGGGUCAAGCUAAUUAGACCUGGCCAAUUGGAUGAUUUGUUAAGAAUGAGAGAAUUGGCCAGGCUAAUUGGACCCAGGAACAGGAGUGGCUGCACCUGUGCGUAGUGAGGUAAUCAGUGCGCACAGGUUAAAUCUGCCAUCCCCACCCACACAGGGGAGCCUCUCUGUCAUGACAGUGUGUUAACAUCUGCUCCUCGGCUAUAACAUCUUGCCGACCCUUGCAAAUAAACGUGGACUGUUUUAACAUCGUCUCCCUGUGUCUCUGUGCUGGAGGGCCCCAAGGAAAGCCACUUCGGUGGCCUGUGGCAGGCGUGUUUGCCACAAUGCUCAAUAUGGACUAUUCAUAAACAGCAUUUAUUGUAUGCUUUUAUACUAAAUAUCAUGAUGUUAAUUAAUAAAUCACAAGUGUUUCAGUUCUCAGCUCCUUCGGCAUGGAAUCCAGAAAGAACUUAAUUUACAAGAGCUUGUAUCAUUAAAUUAUUUUUUUUAAAAGGCUUAAAGUGAUGGAGGAAAGUGAUUUUUGUAAUUGUUUUGACCAUUAGUUGUACUAGAGACUACUCAUGUGUAACCAGAUUGUGAAACUUUGAACAUUGCUGUUUGUCUGCUUUUAUAUUUUGAUAAAUGUUGAAAUUUUGUUGUGUCUGUAAUUGACUGCUGCUUUCUUGGCCAGGUCUCUCUUGAAAAAGAGAUUUGUAAUCUCAAUGAGACUAACCUGGUUAAAUUAAGGUUAAAUAAAUAAAAUCAAUUUUUAAAAAAUUCCAUAACAGAUUAUAUACGUGUUGCUAUAUUUUGGUGUGCACUAUAUAAGCUAUGACUGAUUUUUAGUCUAAUUUCUACAAUGUCAAGGUAUGAAGGAAUUCUUUAUAUAUAAAAAUAACAUUAUUUUAGGAGUUUUCUUUGUGUGAAAAGACAUGUUUGGUAAUGUGUUGUUGUAUUGGAUGCAUGUUUUAACUAGCUUUUAUUUAAAUAAUAUGUUAUAAAUAAAAAUGAAUAAAA
Messenger RNA from Anguilla anguilla (European eel), 1609 nucleotides. RefSeq names its product interleukin-8-like. Lineage: Eukaryota; Metazoa; Chordata; Actinopteri; Anguilliformes; Anguillidae. Gene Ontology annotation, cellular component: extracellular region. Bases 82 to 519 code for a protein of 145 amino acids. Gene Ontology annotation, molecular function: chemokine activity; CXCR chemokine receptor binding. The record is from RefSeq and is a predicted model, not a curated record. The transcript has 4 exons. Gene Ontology annotation, biological process: inflammatory response; chemokine-mediated signaling pathway; neutrophil chemotaxis.